CAUAUCCCGAAACUGGCUUCUGCGGAAGUGUAUGAAAGAAGAAAACAAAUAGGGGAUUUAAAAGCAGUGAAGAAUUAUCGAAAAAAAAAUUGCUUUGGAACACUGAGAUUGUUAUUGUUUGGACACUAACUGCCUUAAAAUACACCUUACUCAAGAUGGACUUCCUAUUUGGGAAAAGGAAGACUCCGGAGGAGAUGCUGAGGCAGAAUCAGAGAGCCCUUAAUCGUGCCAUGAGAGACCUGGAUAAAGAACGCCAGAGAUUGGAGCAGCAGGAGAAGAAAAUCAUUGCUGAUAUUAAGAAAAUGGCCAAACAGGGACAGAUGGAUGCUGUCAAGAUAAUGGCUAAGGACCUGGUUCGCACAAGGCGAUAUGUUAAGAAAUUUAUCAUGAUGAGGGCAAAUAUCCAGGCAGUCAGUUUAAAGAUCCAGACACUCAAAUCAAACAACAGUAUGGCCCAGGCAAUGAAAGGAGUCACCAAAGCCAUGGCAACCAUGAACAGACAGUUGAAGCUGCCACAGAUUCAAAAGAUCAUGAUGGAUUUUGAACGACAGAGUGAAAUAAUGGACAUGAAGGAAGAGAUGAUGAAUGAUGCUAUAGACGAUGCUAUGGGUGACGAAGACGACGAGGAUGAAACUGACGCUGUUGUGUCUCAAGUCCUGGACGAACUGGGCCUCAAUCUCUCCGACGAACUUUCAAAUCUGCCAGCCACUGGAGGUAGCUUAUCAGCCGCAGGGGCAAAGAAAGCAGAGCCCCAAGCUGCUCUGGCAGAUGCUGACGCCGAUCUGGAGGAGAGACUCAACAACCUCAGAAGGGACUGAGAAUGGAGCGGGUGACAGAGACCAGCACUUGGGCUUGAGUGUCAAUACAGAUCCAGAAGUAUACUUUUGUGUAUCUCUAUCAUUUCUUUGGGAAGGGAGUUGGAGCACCAUUGAAAUGGUUCAGUAAGAAAUCUGUUGUUAAGGUCUAUGGCUUUUUUUGUUUUUUGAUUGUUUUAUUACUUGUGUGCAGUAUGUAUAUUUUAUCAUCAAAUACAUUAUGCAUACCUGAUUGUACUUGUAAAAAAGAAAUACAACAUAUAUAUAUAUAUAUAUAUAUAUAUAUAUAUAUGCUGAACAAUUGCCAAACAAAAUGUUCAAUUUGAAGGACAAAUUUAAUAAAGUUAGGGUAAAUUCCCACACCCAAUGAUAUGUUAUUUACACUCUUAAGAAGAACACUAAUCAUGACAAGUAAAUAAUCCAAAGUCAGUGACAUUUGAUUAUAUCAGGUUUUGUAUGUUAUUUUUUGUGUGCAGUGAUCAAUACAUUUGCAUAACCUUAGCUUUAUUGUGGUGUGCCUAUUAUGGGUGUACACUUGGUAAGAUAUUAACAAAUGAUUAACAUCAUGGUUAUGUAAUGAUGUUCUGUCUGAUUUGUUUGCUUUAGAUUUCUUUUUUUCUUGUGCUGAUGUACAGAAGAUUGGAACUAUAACAAUGGCUGAUGGGAGGGGUUGGUCAGAAAGCGGUUUGGCUAGAUGAUCAUUACUUUCUGAUCGGGGACUUUCUGGGACUUCAACAACACAAGUCAAUGAAUUUCACAUCGAAAUUAGAGUGGGCACAGAUGUACUAUGUGUUUUCAUAGACAAACAAAACGGGCACUCCAUAAUGUGCCUAGUAAGUCUACUGGUCCUUUAUAUUAAUCCUGGGUUUUGGUGUUUGGCAAAAUUCUUAUCAAAGUUUGAUAAGGAGGUAGUUUAUAUUUUUGAGAACUUAAAAGAUCUUUUUGCCUUCCUUUAUCCAAUAAACUUUUUUUCACAUUUGACAUGAAA
Messenger RNA from Hypomesus transpacificus, 1803 nucleotides. RefSeq names its product charged multivesicular body protein 2A (gene chmp2a). The transcript has 6 exons. Gene Ontology annotation, cellular component: ESCRT III complex; multivesicular body. The record is from RefSeq and is a predicted model, not a curated record. Lineage: Eukaryota; Metazoa; Chordata; Actinopteri; Osmeriformes; Osmeridae. Bases 156 to 818 code for a protein of 220 amino acids. Gene Ontology annotation, biological process: protein transport; endosome transport via multivesicular body sorting pathway; late endosome to vacuole transport.